Molecule: messenger RNA, 1293 nt
Organism: Serinus canaria (Common canary)
Lineage: Eukaryota; Metazoa; Chordata; Aves; Passeriformes; Fringillidae
Gene: HESX1
Product: HESX homeobox 1
Exons: 6
Coding region: 578-1198 (206 amino acids)
Biological process (GO): regulation of transcription by RNA polymerase II; pituitary gland development; forebrain development
Cellular component (GO): nucleus
Molecular function (GO): RNA polymerase II cis-regulatory region sequence-specific DNA binding; DNA-binding transcription repressor activity, RNA polymerase II-specific
Source: RefSeq, a predicted model, not a curated record
GUAUCUCUGCUCUCUUAGACUGAAUAAUUGUGGCGCCAUAGGUUGGUGGCAUAUUUUAAAUGCUUAAAACUACUGUGAAGGCUCAGUGAAAUCAAAACAGAUCAUUGGUUGGACUUGUGAGCUGGUUCAGCACUGAAAUUACUUGGAAUUUUAGAAUCCCUAAGGUUAGAAAUGACCUCUAAGAUCAUUGAGUUCAACCAUUAAUCCAGAAGCCAGUGUCCACCUCUAAACCAUGUGCCCAAGUGCCACAUCCUCACAUCUGAACACUUCCAGGGACGGUGAUUGUCAGUGCCACCCUUCCCAUGGAGAAACUUUUCCCAAUAUCCAAUCUAAACAUUUCCUGGCACAGCCUGAGGCUGUUUCCUCUGCUCCUAUCACUUCUUACCUGGGAGAAGAGACUGACGCCCACCUGGCUACAGCCUCCUUUCAGAGAGAAGAGCAGUGAACACAUCUUCAGAGGAUUCCAGAUGUGUGCCCUUAUGGAGAGAACAUUUUGCCCCUGCUGGAGGGUGAAAGUAGCUGCGUGGGUAAGCUAUAAGGAGGCCUUGUGGAGAAAUGCAAGUACAGUGUCCCUGCUAUGCUGGCUGAGGACGAAGGCAUGGCUGCUCCCUCGCUCUGUGCUGCCACCACGGCGGCCUCUCCGGAGCGCCACAAGGUGCCCGGCUUUGGCGACAGUAAAACCACACACUGCUCCUUCUCAAUUGAGAGUAUAUUGGGACUGGAGCAGAAAAAAGAUGGCAUUACAGCUGGGAAACCUCACAGACCCUGGAUGGAUGGAUGCACCAGCUUGGUUUUAGAUGAUGACAGUAAUCCCCAUCUGCAAAUCCCUGUUGUUUGCUAUGAAAAUCCAUUAUUUCAUGCUAGAAGUGAUCCAGCGCAAGAGGAAAACGUUUUGAAAUGUGAAAAAUAUUUUUCAGUCACUGAAAGGCUGUCUUUCAAACGAGAAUUGAGCUGGUACAGGGGUAGAAGACCAAGAACUGCAUUCACUAGAAACCAGAUUGAAGUCUUGGAAAAUGUUUUUAAAAUGAACUCCUACCCUGGCAUUGAUAUUAGAGAAGAGUUAGCUCGCAAAUUAGAUUUAGAUGAAGACAGGAUCCAGAUCUGGUUUCAGAACCGUCGUGCAAAGCUGAAAAGAUCACACAGAGAAUCUCAGUUUCUAAUGGUGAAAAAUACUUUCACCUCCAGCCUGCUGGAGUAGAAGGAAGGAUGGCUUGCUGUUACAGUACUGCUACAGAAAAUGAAGAAUUAUUCAGAACCUGUAUUAAGUAAUGAUAUAGUAAUUAUGAUUUUAUG